AUGCGAGUCCUCGCGCUGGCAAGCAUACUGCCCCGCGCUGAGAACAUAAAGAACGGCGCUACACCCUCUUCCACUUCUGUUUUUCAGAAUGCAGUAGUAUACUACAUGAACUCUUUGGCUAGUCUUGGCAGUGAGCCCACCUCUGAGCAAGCAGAACCUGAUUUGAGUCAGCGAGAAGAGAAGGGAGCUAUUGUGGAGGAUGUACGGGAGCUCACUAUACCCACGGACGUUCCGAGCACAGUGGCCGAACCACUCAGUGGUGAGUCGUCAGAUUUGGACAUGGCGUUUAUGAACUGGAUCAGUGGUGUGUCAUUACGUACCGAGCAGGUUUGGCAGCAAAUGAAACAAGAUCUAACAGAAGUUGUGAGUGCCAUUUCUGUGGAGCCUAAAGACGCAGUUACCCGCACAGCAUCUUCAGUUCGUCAACACUUGUCAUCUGUUGCCGAGGCGGCCCGUAAAAUCGACGCAAGCCAGUUCCAUUUACUCCCUGAAAAUACUGCUGAUGGGAAGGAACUCAAAUCGGUACCGAACUCAGCCAAUGAGGAAUCCAAGCCCCCGGAAUUCUCCGAACCGCCCAGUUUAUCCAACCUUCGUACGGAUGUCAGCAGUUUUGUUCAAGGGGUUUUCUCAAGCCUGUUCGGAUCCGAUAAAAGUACACAUGUUCCCGUGAAGGACAGACGCGAAGCUCGUCUCCACGUACUCCGGGCCGAUCCAGCCACAUAUGAGGUAGAGCCACCGUCUCCACCCGCACACUUGAACGUGCUUAACUAUGCCGACUGGCGUGCUGCUUACUUUGAUGAAGUCACCUGCCAACCUUUGCCGGGCAUCCCGUUAUGUGGCGCCCGGAAUGCAGCGAAUGAGGGUCAUAAUCCGGACGAACUUUUGCAACCUGUGCAACCUAGUCCCGAAGAACUGUUGGAUCAGAAUCCUUUCAUGAGGACUUAUCUAUCGCAAUUGGUUCGUGUUGAGGGACAAGCCGAUAAUAAGGGGAUAACUGACGGUGAUUUUUGGUCUCGUUACUAUUAUCGCGUUUGGUUGCUGGAUGUGACAGAACAGCGUAGGCGGCGACUUGCGGAACGCGUUGGGUACAGAGCAGAUUCAUCCGUAAGCGCCACAGACACCACCGAUGGGAGUCGUUUAGGGGCGAAUGCAUUUGGCGGGGAAAAUGCAUUGAAUGUGGAGACUAGUGACUGGUUCGAUCACUCUGAUACAGAGGCACUUAGUCCGCGUGAUGCUUCCCCCGGCAAAAAAUCAACUUCGGAAAAACCAUGUGGUGCCAAUUCUACACCCUGUUUAUCUGAUAACCCAGCUGAUAGUGGUGUUACCGAAACUGCUUUGACUAGCAACAUCCAGAAAUCGGACAAGCGUGGUGGAAAACAUCGAAGGCGACGGGGAAAGAAACGAAGUGAGGUUGAUCGAAAUAGUACAAGUGAUGAAACCCUUCACUCUGACGCUACAACCAAGGCACGACUGGGGCCAGAAAGAUCUCCGACUUACAUCGACGGCACUGCUGCGGCUGUGUCGGUGGCCGGGCCAUCGAACUUUCCUCUGUUGGGCGAUGACAAUCCGAAAAAUGCAAACUCCCGCGUUGUCACGGAAUCGGAUGAACCAGUCACGUCUGGUUCCUCAUCUGUCGUCGUCCUGAGCAACAGUGAGGAUGAUCCAGAAGGAGGGUCGUUUCAUGCUGAAUCACGACUCACGCCUGCUGCGGCUGAACGGUCAAGUAGGACUCGUGGAGUCGACGCGUCCGAUGAUAAUUUGGAUGAUUGGGGUGAAGUAAGUGAAGACGAGUUCGAGACCCUGCCGCCAUCCAGCGCCGACAAGCCUGAUGCACCUCCCGCGUGCAAGGAAGCCGAAGAGGAUGACGAUUGGGACAACUGGUCCUAAUAAGCUGAAGUCAUGUCGGUCCAACCUGGAUCACCCAAUCUGAUUGCGCGCACUCAAAUUACCGCAAUAGCACACCGCGUCUUUCUUACUCCAUCUGUUUUGUGUGAUUAGUACUGGUUCAGUGUUCUCAUCAACUUGUCAUUCGUUCAUUCAUAUAUUUACUGUUUUGCUCAACGACGCAAAAAUACACUACUUUCACGCGAUCAUGUACAGUAGCUAAUCUUGACCGUUCAUUUCAUAUAUACGCUCAUAUUUCAAUCCACAAUGCUGUACUGACUGGACGAAGAAUCUUUUUUACUUGGUUAAUCCGUUUUACCUCCUUCGUAUGUUGUGCCACUUGGAUUGUGUGAUCGAACUAUCUGCGCACACUGGAAGAAUUGGAGUACGCUUUUCAAUCGUUUCAGACGGUUCUACAUGUACUCUUUUCUUACGUUGGGCAUUGUACUUGUUUUUUACGGUUUGCAAUUGUCACAGUAACGUUUCAUCCAACUGUCAAUUCUUUCGACUAACCGAUCCACAGGUUCCCAUUUGAAGACUCCGGCAUGAUAUAGUCA
Opisthorchis viverrini is the source of this 2441-nucleotide messenger RNA. RefSeq lists its product as hypothetical. Gene Ontology annotation, cellular component: cytoplasm. The transcript has 11 exons. The record is from RefSeq and is a predicted model, not a curated record. Lineage: Eukaryota; Metazoa; Platyhelminthes; Trematoda; Opisthorchiida; Opisthorchiidae. The coding region runs from base 1 to 1887 and encodes 628 amino acids.